Molecule: messenger RNA, 3052 nt
Organism: Sesamum indicum (sesame)
Lineage: Eukaryota; Viridiplantae; Streptophyta; Magnoliopsida; Lamiales; Pedaliaceae
Product: Tetratricopeptide repeat (TPR)-like superfamily protein
Biological process (GO): mRNA catabolic process; negative regulation of translation
Cellular component (GO): CCR4-NOT complex
Molecular function (GO): protein binding
Source: RefSeq, a predicted model, not a curated record
UUUUCUCACUCGAUCCCCUCUCUUAUCCCCCAAUUUGCAAAAUCUCUCUCUACUCUCUACUGUCUACUCUCUACUCUCUAGACAUUCGUCUGAAUCGACUCAUCCCCAAUUGAUAGACACUCACAUAUACACACAUAUACAUGCAAUAUAUAUGUGUAUUUACUUGUAUACAUAUCUCCGCUCUCUGUCAUAACCUCCUGAGCCUGCAUUCAUACCGCUAGGGUUUAGGGCAUUCAAGUCUUAACGCACUCCCGGAUUAAAAUCGGAUUCGCAUGUGAAUUUUGUAGGGGCUGUCACUGAAGGUUUUUGCUAGGCUAGGGUUUUACUUCAUCGAUCUGUGCGUCAAUGGAUUCAGCGUCGUCGUCAUUGCCAUUUGUUACUAGAGAUGGGCCGCCGUCGGUCGUGGCGGGGGAGGACGACAGUGCUCUUUUGGUUGCUGCGGGGCUUGCUAAGGAGGCUGCUUUGCUCUUUCAGGCUGGGAAGUUCGUGGACUGUUUGAGAAUUUUGAAUCAGUUAUUGGAGAAGAAAGAGGGUGAUCCAAAGAUUCGCCAUAAUAUAGCCAUUGUGGAGAGCUGCCAAGAUGGAUGCUCAGAUCCUAGGAGGCUUAUUGAAGCACUGGAAAACAUCAAGAAACAAAGUGAAGAGCUUGCUCAUACAUCUGGGGAACAGUUAGAGGUUGCAAGCAACAAUGGAAGCAAACAUACAGCCAGCAUGAGGGGAAGCAAUGCUGUGGGACAUCCUAGUUCUUCUGUUGUUUACACUGACGAGUUUGACACUUCGGUGGCAAUGUUCAACAUAGCUGUCAUCUGGUAUCAUCUUCAUGAAUAUGCAAAAUCAUUCUCAUAUUUGGACAUGUUGUAUCAGAGCAUUGAACCUAUUGGCGAGGGAACAGCCCUUCGUAUAUGCCUUUUGUUGCUGGAUGUUGCUUUACUUUCCGAUAACGCAUCAAGAUUUUCUGAUGUAAUAAGCUACAUGGAGAAGGUUUUUUGUGUCAAUAGCUUGACCAAUCAAGUAGAUAAUGGAACCUCAACACAGCAGCAAUCUUUAUUAGCUUCAAAAUCUGCGUCAUUUCCUAGCAAUUCAACCGUCCCUGAUUCUUCUUACUCUGAUUCAGUUGUUACUGGAAAUUCUUCUGAUAAUUCUUUAACCAGAUCUUUGUCGGAGGAAGCACUUGAAGAUGAAUCAAUGCAGUUACUUUCGUCUCUUGAUAUCAGUGGACAGAACCUUCAAAGACCUGUCAUUGCACCUAAUGAUCUUCCCAGGACCCAAGCAGAGGAGUCCCUGUCAGCUGCUGAUUUGAGGCUUAAGCUACAUCUUUACAAGGUUCGUUUUCUGCUCCUCACCAGGAACCUUAAAGCAGCCAAGCGCGAAGUUAAGAUGGCUAUGAACAUAGCUCGUGGAAAAGAUUAUCCCAUGGCUCUUUAUUUGAAGUCACAGCUUGAAUAUGCUCGUGGGAACCAUCGCAAAGCAAUCAAGCUUUUGAUGGCAUCAAGUAUUAGCACAGAGUUGGGGAUCUCUAGCAUGUACUAUAACAAUCUUGGGUGCAUCUACUACCAACUUGGGAAGCAUCACACUUCAGGUGUAUUUUUCUCUAAAGCCCUAAGAAAUAGCUCGUUUGUGCGGAAGGAGAAACCUCGGAAACUCCUAAAUUUGUCGCAGGAUAAAUCCCUUCUAAUAUCAUAUAACUGUGGUAUACAUUCAUUGGCCUGUGGGAGACCUUUUCAUGCUGCUCGCUGUUUUCAGACGGCAAGCCUUAUCUUUUACAACCAACCUAUUCUGUGGCUGCGAAUUGCUGAGUGCUGUCUAAUGGCCUUGGAAAAAGGGCUGAUAAAGUCUAUUUCAUCUACAUCUGACAAGCUUGAUAUCAAAGUCAAUGUUAUUGGAAAAGGAAAGUGGAGGCAGCUUGGUCUGAGAUAUGGGGGUUCACCCACUGGUCAGGGGGAAUAUGUUGGAAAAGACAGUUCAUUUACAGCUGAUGACAAACAGCCUGAUCUCUCAAUGUCUCUAGCCCGGCAGUGUCUUGUCAAUGCUCUGUAUUUGUUGGACUCUGUGGAGGCAAAUUAUAUGAGAUCUGGCUUACAUCCUAGUUCUGAAGAAAGAGAGUCACGAGAAACACCACCAUCUCAGAGUACAAACCACAAGAAUAUGGCUGUUGGGGAUCCCAAGGCAUCUAAUGUAGUUUCUUCUGUUCCCAGUCAAGUUAAUUCAAACGGUGAAGUGAAAGAACAGAAGGGUGGAAACAAUCAGAGUGGGUCGUUACAAAACUCUAUCACUGAGUACGAACAUAUUCGUAUGAAGGAGAACCAGAUGAUGAAGCAAACCGCACUUGCUGAUUUGGCGUAUGUUGAGUUGGCACUUGGAAAUCCCUUGAAAGCCCUAUCAGCAGCAAAGUCUUUAAUCAAACUUCCGGAUUGCUCUAAGAUAUAUAUAUUUUUGGGAACAAUGUAUGCGGCAGAAGCCUUAUGCCUGCUGAAUAAGCCAAACGAAGCUGGUGAAUAUUUGAUGAUGUACGUUUCUGGUGGUAACAAUAUUGAGCUUCCGUAUAGCCAAGAGGACUGUGAAAAGUGGAGAGUCGAAAAAGUGGUAGAUGGUGAUGAGUUAAAUGGUGGGACAACAGUUCCCAGUGCUGUCUCAUUGGCCGAUGAAUCCCAAGGAUCUAUGUUUCUGAGUCCUGUAGAGGCUCGUGGAAUGUUUUGUGCGAACUAUGCUGCUAACUUUGCAUUGCUAGGAGACCUUGAGCGGGCUCACCACUUUGUGAUCAAAGCAUUAUCCGAUAUACCUAAUAGCUCCCAAGCCAUUCUUACUGCAAUUUAUGUGGAUCUAAAGCGUGGUAAGACACAAGAUGCUCUUUCUAAGCUGAAACAACAUACUGGCAUUAGAUUUCUCCCUGGCAGUUUAACAGUGAAUGGAUCUUCUUGAUGGCUGUAUUUGUUGUUUUUGUUGGUCGUUCGAGCCCACACCUCACUCUGAGUUAGCAGGUAGGUUGACAAUCCUUUGAAAAGGGAUUUGUAACAUAUAUAUAGUUUAAUUCAGGGAAUAAGUAUUUGUUUUC